GUAAACAAACGGAGCUGCGGAGGAGCGGGUCCCGGGAUGUGACCGGGGCUCUGCUUGUGGCUGCGGCGGUGGCUUCUGAGGCUGUCGGGUCUUUGCGGGUUGCGGAAGGGGGCCCCAAUACCCUUCUUCUUCAGGUCUUAAGAAGCUGGCCGUGGUGCAAUAAGGAACUUAAAACAAUGGAAGAGCGGAAAGUGAAGAGGAGGAGUCCUAAGUCUUUUAGUGCCCACUGUACUCAGGUUGUCAAUGCCAAAAAAAAUGCCAUUCCAGUGAGUAAAAGCACAGGGUUUUCAAAUCCUGCAUCACAGUCAACUUCACAGCGACCAAAGUUAAAAAGAGUGAUGAAAGAAAAGACCAAACCUCAGGGUGGAGAGGGCAAAGGCGCUCAGUCAACUCCGAUCCAGCACUCCUUCCUCACUGAUGUCUCAGAUGUUCAGGAGAUGGAGAGAGGGCUGCUCAGUCUUUUGAAUGAUUUCCACUCUGGAAAACUUCAAGCAUUUGGUUAGGCAUUUUCCAGGAUAUGCUUAGGACUGUGUCUUUUCUCAUCAAUCUGCCUGGGAAUCAGUGAGCCCUUCAUAUCUGCUGACUCAUCUUUCAUCUCACGUAACAUAUUUUCUAUUGUUUAUUAUUUUUCUUCCAUCUCUUCCUUUUUAGCCUCUGAAGCUUCUAUUGUUCUCAUGGUAGGUCACCUAGAUCCGUCCUCUGACUCUCAUCUUUUCCCAUAUGAUUUCUACCUCUUUAUAUUUUUACUGUACAUUUACAUACAUAAACACAAACAUACAUACAUACACACAAACACGUAUCUUGAGAUAUUUCUGUUUCUUCCACUUGACCUUCCAGGUUACUAAUGUUGAAAAACAUGACUAAAAUAGAGGAAAUAUGACAUAUUUUACUGUGAAGAAAGGACGAUUUUGAGAGAGCCAUAACUAGCUUCAACAUUAGUAGUCCUUAACAUAAUGUCGUAUAGUCCAUUUAUGAAGAUGUUAUAAAGCUGGCUAGAGGAAACUAGCAUAAUUUACAUUAAUUCAUAUUUAUUUAGGAUAUGUACUUCAACUUUAGCUGAGGUAUAUUUUACCUGUAUAGUACCUUUAGGAAAAACAGAAAGGUUUUUUUUUUAAAAAAUUCUACUAUCAAGGGAUUGCAGAGUCUGUACUUAAACUGAAUGAAAAGAUAAUACGUUAUGUGUAUAAAUUAGUUGCUCUGGGCAGAUAAUGUCACUUCAGAGGACUCUUGGUCAAUAUGUAAUGUAAGACCUAUUCUUUAGCAAUUAAGUUGUCUUGACAACUGUGUGUACAAUUAAAAAUAUUACAUAGUGUU
Homo sapiens (human) is the source of this 1314-nucleotide messenger RNA. It is a transcript of the gene CCDC28A, whose product is annotated as coiled-coil domain containing 28A. The record is from RefSeq and is marked validated. Bases 177 to 503 code for a protein of 108 amino acids. NCBI's taxonomy places the organism in Eukaryota, Metazoa, Chordata, Mammalia, Primates, Hominidae. The transcript has 4 exons.